Molecule: messenger RNA, 285 nt
Organism: Fusarium subglutinans
Lineage: Eukaryota; Fungi; Ascomycota; Sordariomycetes; Hypocreales; Nectriaceae
Exons: 1
Coding region: 1-285 (94 amino acids)
Source: RefSeq, a predicted model, not a curated record
AUGGUGGGAACGAUCUACGCAAUGAUGGAAGUCCACUUUCAGGCAAAGAGUACGCAGGUCGAACCUCCGAAAGAGGACAUCUUUAAGACGUAUAAUUAUGCACGGCGGUCAGAGCAAGUAUAUGAUGAACACAACAAGUUACUGAAGUUCAAAAUUUACGACAACUUCGAUAACGCAGCAAAGGUGCUAGGCGAGCUGUGGAAUCUGCUACGCAAGGAGAAUGUCUUGGGAGAAUUGGGAUCUUCAGGAACUGUUUCUUAUGACCAGCAUGGGGGAGGUUUUUAA